UCACACAACAAUAAUGAAUGGAAACGCAGCGUAGCCAAGAAAAGUUGAGCAGCUUGAAAAACUUACUGUCGGCCAGUAAAGGACACUUUAUCUACCGCUUUGAGGAAGGAGUUGCUUUUUUGGAGUGAUGGAUUGGCCGGUUGAAUCUGAUAUUUCACUUUGGAAAAGAAAGCUGCGUUUUUGUGGGAAGUUUUGAAUUGUUUUUUGUUGUUUUUUAUCGCUAGCUUGAUUAACGGUAAAUGGCACUUAUUGGGACAGUGAUAGGAAACUACCGCGUUGUGAGUCGAGUUUUACUCGCGAAAGAAGUGGAUUAUGUGGAGAAAGCCGUAAAGAAAGCUGGAGAAUUUGGGGGAAAUAUUUAGCCUCACUGUGGAUUAUCACCAACGGAGAGAUAAAAAGAAGAAGAAAGCUGAGAAGUUUGGACGUUUCACGUUGACAGGAGGGUAAAAUGGGUAACGUGGAGAGUGUUGACGGCCAGUCGGAGAUGAAGCAUCACAUCAUGCCUCUGAAGGUACCCAUGCCUGACCCCACCGAGCUGGAGGAGAAGUUUGCCAUUGUUUUGAAUUCCAUGAAUCUGCCUCCGGACAAAGCUCGGCUCCUCAGGCAGUACGACAACGAGAAGAAGUGGGAUUUGAUCUGCGAUCAGGAGAGGUUUCAGGUGAAAAACCCCCCGCACACCUACAUCCAGAAGCUCAGAGGAUACUUAGACCCAGGAGUCACACGAAAGAAAUUUCGGCGGCGUGUGCAGGAAUCCACAAAAGUCCUGAGGGAGCUGGAGAUAUCACUGCGGACCAACCACAUUGGGUGGGUCAGGGAGUUCCUCAAUGAUGAAAACAGAGGUCUUGAUGUCCUGGUUGAGUACCUCUCCUUUGCCCAGUGUGCUGUCAUGUUGGAUUUUGAGGGGCUGGAAAAUGGGGAGGAUGGAUUCUUGGACAAAGCUAAAUCAUGGAGCAGGUCCAUAGAGGAUCUGCACCAUACGGGCGCCCAACCCUUCUGCAACACGCUGGUGCGCUCUGCCCGCCAGUCUGUCCUGCGCUACGGAUCCGUUUCAAACAGCAAAACCAUCAAGAACUCGAGGCUCGUGAGCCAAAAAGAUGAUGUGCACGUUUGCAUCAUGUGCUUGAGAGCAAUCAUGAACUAUCAGUAUGGCUUCAAUAUGGUCAUGUCUCAUGCACAUGCUGUCAAUGAAAUCGCUCUCAGCUUGAACAAUAAGAACCCACGGACGAAAGCGUUGGUCCUCGAGCUCCUUGCUGCUGUCUGUCUUGUUCGAGGAGGUCAUGAAAUCAUCCUUUCAGCUUUUGAUAACUUCAAAGAGGUUUGUAAAGAGAAGCAUCGCUUCGAGAGAUUGAUGGAUUACUUUCGUAGCGAGGAGGGAAACAUCGACUUCAUGGUUGCGUGCAUGCAGUUUAUUAACAUCGUGGUCCACUCAGUCGAAGACAUGAACUUCAGAGUCCAUUUGCAGUUUGAAUUCACCAAGCUGGGACUUGAUGAAUACCUAGAGAAAUCGAAGCACACGGAGAGCGACAAGCUGUCAGUGCAGAUCCAGGCCUACCUGGACAACGUGUUUGACGUGGGUGGCCUCCUGGAGGACGCCGAGACGAAAAACGCGGCUCUGGAGAAGGUGGAGGAGCUGGAGGAGCACCUGUCCCAUGUUACUGAGAAGCUGCUGGAGGUGGAGAAUGAAACGAUGAUGAAAGUUGCAGAUUUGGAGAAGCUUUUACUCCAGAAAGAUAAAGACCUGCAAGUAAUACGGGAGACGUACGAGUCGACCAACACCCAGGUUAACACCCUGAGGAGGAUGAUCAAGGAGAAGGAUGCUGCGUUCCAGAGGCAGGUCAACAUCGAGCGGCGGCUGCUGGAGCUGGAGCAGCAGGGCACCAUCCGUUUGCACAAGAAGCCCGACGGCGACAUCUCCAUCGAGCCGCUGGGCGUCGGCGGGGGUGGUGGGGUCGGGAUCACUUUGGGGAACGUCGGCCAGCUGAUGUUCGGUUCCUCGGCUGGGCUGACAGAACCCGGAGGACCAGACACCAGCUUGCCACCCGCGAGUGAAGCUCCACCGCCUCCUCCACCCCCUCCACCACCUCCUCCUCCUCUGCCUUCUGCUUCAGCUGUUCCGGUUCCACCGCCUCCUCCUCCUCCACUGCCAGAUGCUUCUCCCUCUGUCAUCAUGACCCUGGGUCUGUCAGCUAUCAGGAUCAAGAAGCCAAUCAAGACGAAGUUCCGUCUGCCCGUAUUUAACUGGACGGCCCUGAAGCCCAAUCAGAUCAACGGCACCGUCUUCAACGAGAUCGAUGAUGAACGUGUGCUGGAGGAGCUGGAUCUGGAGAGGUUCGAGGAGUUGUUUAAGACGAGAGCCCAGGGCCCUGUUGUGGCUCUUUCUUGCACCAAGAGUAAAGUCUCUCAGAAGGCGGUGAACAAAGUCACUCUGCUUGACGCCAAUCGGUCUAAAAACCUGGCCAUCACGCUGCGAAAAGCCAACAAGACCACAGAGGAGAUCUGCAGAGCAAUUGAGAAGUUCGACCUCAAGGCUCUGCCUGUGGACUUUGUGGAGUGCCUGAUGCGCUUCCUGCCCACCGAGGCGGAGGUGAAGGUGCUCCGCCAGUACGAGCGCGAGCGCCGUCCGCUGGACCAGCUGGCCGAGGAGGACCGCUUCAUGUUGCUGUUCAGCAAGAUCGAGCGGCUCACCCAGAGGAUGAACAUCAUCACCUUUGUCGGGAACUUUGCGGACAGCGUCAGCAUGCUCACCCCGCAGCUCAACGCCAUCAUCGCUGCGUCUGGCUCGGUGAAGUCCUCGCCGAAGCUGAAGAGGAUGCUGGAGAUCAUCUUAGCUUUGGGAAACUACAUGAACAGCAGUAAACGUGGGAGUGUUUAUGGCUUCAAGCUGCAAAGUCUUGAUCUGCUGCUGGACACAAAAUCCACAGACAGGAAAAUGACUCUGCUCCACUACAUCGCUCUCAUUGUGAAGGAGAAGUACACAGAACUGGCCAACUUCUACAAUGAACUGCACUUUGUGGAUAAAGCUGCGGCGGUGUCUCUGGAAAACGUGCUGCUUGACGUUCGAGAACUGGGGAAAGGCAUGGAGCUGAUCCGAAGGGAAUGCAGUCUCCAUGACCAUCCGGUGCUGAAAGGUUUCGUCCAGGCCAGCGAUCCGCAGCUGGACAAGCUGCAGCGGGACGCCAAGACGGCAGAGGAAGCCUUCAACAGUGUGGUGAGCUACUUCGGAGAGAGCGCCAAGACGACUCCGCCCUCGGUGUUCUUCCCCGUGUUUGUGCGCUUCAUCAAGGCCUACAAGGAUGCUGUGGAAGAAAACGAACUGAAGAAAAAACAAGAGGAAGCCAUGAGAGAAAAGUUACUGGCUCAGGAGGCCAAACAGCAUGACCCCAAGGUCCAGGCGCAAAAGAAGAGACACCAGCAGCAGGAGCUGAUCGCAGAGCUGCGGAAGCGGCAAGCCAAAGACCAUCGACCGGUGUACGAGGGCAAAGACGGCACCAUCGAGGACAUCAUCACAGUACUGAAGAGCGUGCCCUUCACAGCCCGCACUGCUAAACGUGGCUCACGGUUCUUCUGUGAAGCCAACCUCUGCGACGACGCCAACUGCUAGCCCUCCCUCUCUCUAAUGCCAAGGUUGUCCAGAUCUCCGAAACCAGCCCUUCCUGCGAGUGGAUGCCUUGAUCCGGAGCGGGUGGAAGAGACCCUAAACCACUCACCUGCCACUUAUACUCCCCCUUCCCUUUAUAACACUUGUCCCUGUGUCCCAGUGGUCCCUCUCAACCCCUGAAAGGUUGCAAAUCACACAUACACACAAAAAAAAAAAAAAAAAA
Molecule: messenger RNA, 3821 nt
Organism: Poecilia latipinna (sailfin molly)
Lineage: Eukaryota; Metazoa; Chordata; Actinopteri; Cyprinodontiformes; Poeciliidae
Gene: fmnl3
Product: formin-like 3
Exons: 26
Coding region: 449-3601 (1050 amino acids)
Biological process (GO): cell migration; regulation of cell shape; cortical actin cytoskeleton organization
Cellular component (GO): cytosol
Molecular function (GO): actin filament binding; small GTPase binding
Source: RefSeq, a predicted model, not a curated record